AUGCACGGCCAAGAUAUCUUUCAGCCGGUUGCGACUGGUCCUGUCCCUGCUAAUAUCAAAUCUCGAAAUGACCACCCUGUGCAAAAUGAGCAUGCCAAUACCACAGACCCUGUUGCGACGAAUAAGUUCUACGCCGGCCUUUUCCUGGGCUCUCAGACCAAUGCAACCUUCACUCAGCCCUACUCUCUGGCAUGGUCCAAGGGAACCGGCUCUCUAAAGAGCUGGGGUAUAGGUGUCUCCCAUAUCCAGCCUCACAUGCUCGCAUAUGGACCUCCAAACAACAAGAUCCCCGGAAACCCAGUGCAGUACUACAUCAAUCCAGUCGGCCUCCAACAUCUGGUUUUCUCUGCAACCGAGCUUGACCAAUCUUCCAUCAUGAACGUCGAACAGCCAAAGGCUUUCUCAGCCCACGCUGUGAUCAAGCGCUCCCCAGGCUCAGCUCAGCAGAUCACUUUCCCCGUUGUGCAAGGCAUGGGCUAUAUAACAGCUGUGUACAAUGAUCUGCAGCCCCUGAUUGAAAGUGGUGUUUUCUUCCGCAAGGUCGUCAGCGCUGGCUCGCCUAGGCCCGGCAUCUUCAAGUACCAAGUCUUCCUUGAGGACGACACGACCUGGCUUGCCUAUGCCACCCCUACUAAUGGUGAGGAUCCGAUGUUCAAGCUAGUCUCAAAGACCCAUCUUCAGGGUCCCAAGGGCUUUUCUGGUACUAUUCAAGUCGCGAAGAACUCCGCGGGCAGGUCUGGCGAAAAGUUCUAUGACAACUCGUCUGGUGUCUACCCGGUGGCAGGAGAGAUCUCCGGCUCUGUGACAGAUAAUGUGGGCAGCUACACGCUUUCUUGGACCAAGGCCGGGAAGGAUAUCAAAGGUACUCCUCUGAUCAUGUUCGCCCUACCUCAUCACGUCCAAUCCUUCGACAAUGCCACCCAGGGCCGUAUCACAGAUAUUCACCUUCGCACCACAACAAAGGGCAACUCCACUGCUGUGAUUGGAGAAAGCUGGACUAUGAUCGAACAGAACCUCCCCAUCAAUAUUGGAUUUGCCCCGUGGUCAACCACCCAGGGCAGUGCUCACGAACUUUCUGCCGCAGCCCAGCACGCCAUUCUCCAGGCUGCUCCCAACGAGCUCAAGCAGAACAUCUCUGAUCAGACAAAUCUCAACAGUAUGUACUACAGCGGCAAGGCGUUGAGCAAGUUCGCAACGCUAGUGUACACGGUCAACCAGCUCGGCAACAACGUCGAUCUAGCAACAGAUGCCUUCCAACAACUCAAGAAAUCCUUCGAUCUAUUCGUGCAGAACAAGCAGCAAUACCCACUCGCCUACGACGCCGUCUGGAAGGGCGUUGUCUCGACCGCCGGCUACAACGGCGACCUGAACCAGGAUUUCGGAAACACCGCGUACAACGACCACCACUUCCACUAUGGCUACUUCAUCCAAGCAGCCGCCAUCAUCGGCUCUCUUGAUCCCAGCUGGCUUGCCGCGAACAAAGAGUGGGUCAACAUGCUUGUUCGUGAUGCUGGUAACUCUGUUGCAGAUGAUCCCCACUUCCCAUUCUCGCGCUCGUUCGAUUGGUAUAACGGCCACUCGUGGGCGAAAGGUUUGUUCGAGUCUUUCGAUGGCAAAGACCAAGAAUCCACCUCGGAAGAUACCAUGUUCGCGUAUGCGAUCAAGAUGUGGGGACAGACGACCGGCGAUGCUAGCAUGGAAGCUCGUGGCAAUAUCAUGCUGGGAAUCCUCGGUCGGUCGCUCAAUAACUAUUUCUUGAUGGAGGAUGACAAUGUCAACCAGCCAGCAAACUUUACUGGAAACAAAGUCACUGGAAUCUUAUUCGAAAACAAGGUCGAUCACACGACCUACUUCGGAGCAAACCUCGAAUUCGUCCAGGGUAUCCACAUGCUACCCCUUAUGCCACACACCCCCUUCACACGACGAAAGGAAUUCGUGCACCAGGAAUGGCAGGCGAUGUUCGCUGAAAAUGCCUCAACACCGGCCUCCAAGGUUGAUGGCGGAUGGAGGGGUGUGCUAUACGCCAACCUGGCCCUCAUCGACCCCAAAGCAUCGUGGGAUUUCUUUGCCCAGCCGAACUUCAACUACAGCUGGAUUGAUGGCGGUGCUACGCGCACUUGGUACCUGGCGUUUGCUGCUGGUCUCGGUGGUGCUCCUUAA
Penicillium expansum is the source of this 2160-nucleotide messenger RNA. RefSeq names its product glucan endo-1,3-beta-D-glucosidase. The transcript is spliced from 5 exons. The coding region runs from base 1 to 2160 and encodes 719 amino acids. Gene Ontology annotation, cellular component: cell surface. Lineage: Eukaryota; Fungi; Ascomycota; Eurotiomycetes; Eurotiales; Aspergillaceae. The record is from RefSeq and is a predicted model, not a curated record. Gene Ontology annotation, molecular function: glucan endo-1,3-beta-D-glucosidase activity; endo-1,3(4)-beta-glucanase activity.